CUUGUCUUUCUUUCAUUCCAGAGACAUAGGCCAUGUUCAGUACCAGCGCCAAAAUCGUGAAGCCCAAUGGCGAAAAGCCAGAUGAGUUCGAGUCUGGCAUUUCCCAGGUAAGCUAUGGCAAAUCUGUCAAUAUAUGGCACUUUAUAUAACACUUCCUUGGUCAUGUGGCUAAUGCUGUUUGCAAUAUUCAACAUACAACCUUCUUUCUAGGCUCUCCUGGAGCUGGAGAUGAACUCGGACAUGAAGGCUCAGCUGAGGGAGCUGAACAUCACUGCUGCAAAGGUAAGGAUCCUGUAAUGCAUGUCUUGUAUUUGCCUUCAUUCUUGACUGUUUGCUCAGACCAUUUUGGAUUUUUGAAACGUGGUAAGAGUUUGUCUGACCCUUAGUAAAAGGAGCUGUGUGGUGUUUGAGUUUAACCCCAACGUGGACAUCCUGUGAGGUUGCUCUCGCAUGGCUCUGUCCUUGUGGCGUAUGGGAGCGUAGCACUUCAAAGUGCUGUGACGUACAGUCCCGUUCCACGACGUUGGAGAGCAAGCUUUGUCCCCGGCCCUCGGGCUGGUGAGGACGGCGUUCUGUAUAUUCCUACAUCUUCCCAGAGCUCUUUAGGCCAUGACUGGGGGGCUAAACCAUGCAGUGCAUACUAUUUUUCAUUCAGACAGCUAAUGCACUCAAAGCAUCUACUAAAGUGUUUUUGUAUUUGCCUCUGUUUGUGUUCUAACUGAAAUGGUAUCCUCUCCCUCAGGAAAUUGAAGUUGGUGGUAGCAGGAAAGCCAUCAUCAUCUUUGUCCCCGUGCCCCAGCUGAAAUCUUUCCAGAAGAUUCAGGUGCGACUCGUGAGGGAGCUGGAAAAGAAGUUCAGCAGCAAACACGUCGUCUUCGUUGCACAGGUUAGGGUGAUGUUGUCUCGCUGUCCUGUUUUCCAUGAGUUGCAGGGGCAUUUUGCAGAGCUGUUGUUGUGACCCCGCUGUCGGUUAGCUUGGUUCUUUUGGAGAAGUCUGACAUCUGAGUGCUCAAAUAUACAUGUUUCUAUGCUGUGAGUGUAGCAUAAUAUCAACGUGGACAUCUGGUGAGGUUGCUCUCGCAUGGCUCUGUCCUUGUGGCGUAUGGGAGCGUAGUACUUCACAGUGCUGUGACGUACAGUCCCGUUCCACGACGUUGGAGAGCAAGCUUUGUCCCUGGCCUUCCGGCUGGUGAGGACGGCGUUCUGUAUAUUCCUACAUCUUCUCAGAGCCCUUUGGGCUAUGACUGGGGGGCUAAACCAUGCAGUGUACAUUACUUAUUUAGAAUGCUUGUUGGGCUUUAAAAGUCUGCCUGUUUAAAUUGGUAAUCCUUGAUAUUUUGAUUCAACUUGCAGAGGAGAAUCCUGCCCAAACCAACCAGGAAAAGCCGUAUCAAGAAUAAGCAGAAGCGUCCCAGGAGGUGAGUUCUGUUGUCACACCUGCAUGUCCACGACUACAUACUCUAUGGAAGAGACAAUGGGUUGUAGCUUUAAAGUUGGAGCAAAUGGGUGCUAGUUUUAUAAGUUAAAAUUGUUGUGCCAUUGUUGUGCACACCAUAUUUGGACCCAACGUGGACAUCCGGUGAGGUUGCUCUCGCAUGGCUCUGUCCUUGUGGCGUAUGGGAGCGUAGCACUUCAGUGCUGUGACGUACAGUCCCGUUCCACGACGUUGGAGAGCAAGCUUUGUCCCCGGCCCUCCGGCUGGUGAGGACGGUGUUCUGUAUAUUCCUACAUCUUUCCAGAGCCCUUUGGGCCAUGACUGGGGGGCUAAACCAUGCAGUGUACAAUUUUACUAACACCAUGUCAUAUGCUUUUAAUGGGAUUUUGCAUAGGUUAUUAUAUAUAGCUACAAGAUUAAAUGGGGACAAACUAUAUAAUGCAACAACUUUCCCUCCUAUUACUCUGCGUUAUCCUGUGAGUAGGGCUGUUAACCCCGGUGUCCUGGCUAAAUUCCCAAUCUGGCCCUCAUACAUCAUGGUCGCCUAAUCAUCCCCAGCUUCCAAUUGUCUCAUUCCUCUCCCCUGUAACUACUCCCCAGGUCAUUGCUGUAAAUGAGAAUGUGUUCAGUAAAAUUACCUGGUAAAAUAAAAAUAUAUAUAAUCUAAAGCAGACACUGCUUGUCUCCAGUAAUGAUUUCAAUACACCUGCAUAGCUUUUUGAUUCAGUUGCCCUUUCCAAUACAUGCAUUCAAACAUGUAUAAAGAAUAUUCUUCUGAUUUUGAAUGAGACUGAUCUGUAGGGGAAAUAGUUUUCGCAGGGUUUAGAACAUUUCUGUAAUCACCCCAAAUGUCUAAUGCGCAUUGUUAUGUUUCUCCAGCCGUACUCUGACCGCUGUGCACGAUGCCAUCCUUGAAGACCUGGUCUUCCCCAGUGAGAUUGUCGGCAAGAGGAUCCGCGUGAAACUGGACAGCAGUCGGCUCAUCAAGGUCCAUCUUGACAAGGCGCAGCAGAACAACGUUGAACACAAAGUGAGUCAUGUAGUAGUCUGCUAGUUCGCCCACCUUAACCCCAACGUGGACAUCCGGUGAGGUUGCUCUCGCAUGGCUCUGUCCUUGUGGCGUAUGGGAGCGUAGCAUUUCACAGUGCUGUGACGUACAGUCCCGUUCCACGACGUUGGAGAGCAAGCUUUGUCCCCGGCCCUCGGGCUGGUGAGGACGGCGUUCUGUAUAUUCCUACAUCUUCCCAGAGCCCUUUGGGCCAUGACUGGGGGGCUAAACCAUGCAGUGUACAACUUCUCUUGACUGAUGUCUCAACUGAUUUAUGUGCUGCAAAUGUCUUGUGCCAAAUGCAUGCCUUUUGCAUUGUCAUAUGCAAUUGAUAUAUUGAUCAUUGUGACCUGUAAAUGUUGCAGUGGUUAACCAGUGAUUGCCUCUAUUUUCAGGUUGAGACCUUCUCCGGUGUCUACAAGAAGCUCACAGGCAAAGACGUUGUUUUCGAAUUCCCCGAAUUCCAACUGUAGAGUGCAGAUGACGACAAAAUAAAUGAGUUUAUUCUCAA
Coregonus sp. 'balchen' is the source of this 2994-nucleotide messenger RNA. Lineage: Eukaryota; Metazoa; Chordata; Actinopteri; Salmoniformes; Salmonidae. The record is from the annotation of a GenBank genome assembly.